AUGGAUUAAUCCUAAGGUGUAAAUGACAUAGCUCAUGUAUUCAAAAUUAUUUUACUUGGUAAUUCUGUCAUUUAUUUUAGGAAGCACUGCUGUUGGAAAAUCAUAGAUUUUACUCAGAUUUACUAAAGACUAAUUUAAUCUAUCUUCUAAUACCACAAUCGGUGUAGAAUUUAGUGCAAAAGUCCUAGAAAUUGAUAACAAAAAAAUUAGAGUAUAAGUAUGGGACACAGCAGGUUAAGAGAAAUAUAGAGCCAUUGCAAAAGCAUAUUACAAAGGUGCAGUUGGUGCUUUUCUAGUUUACGAUAUCACAAAAAAAAAUACAUUCUUGGAGGUGGAUAGAUGGUUGCAAGAAAUCAGAGAAUAUUCUGAUUAAUAAAAUCUAGUUCUUAUGCUUAUUGGAAAUAAGGUAAAUUUGUAUUAGAACAAUCCUAGAAUGAUUUAGAAGCCAAUAGAUAAGUGAGCAAAGAGGAAGCCAUAAAGUAUGCUUAAUCUAAAAAGAUGGGAUUUUUAGAAACUUCAGCAUAAACUGGACAUAAUAUAGAAUUCGCAUUUAAAUAGAUAGCUGAAGGUCUAAUUUCUUGAUAAUAUAGAAAUUUUAAGAGAUAUAAGUGAGACUUAAGAUGAUGAUGAAUUUGAAUAAACAAAAGCUUAGUAUAGUAAGAAUAAGGGCCAAACUUCAAAUGCUUCAGUCUUAAAGGCAGCUGAUCACCAAGUGAAAAAAAAAAAUAAUAAUUCUUCUGGAACUUGUUGUUGAUU
Messenger RNA from Paramecium pentaurelia, 756 nucleotides. Lineage: Eukaryota; Ciliophora; Oligohymenophorea; Peniculida; Parameciidae. The record is from the annotation of a GenBank genome assembly.